Molecule: messenger RNA, 3357 nt
Organism: Anopheles maculipalpis
Lineage: Eukaryota; Metazoa; Arthropoda; Insecta; Diptera; Culicidae
Exons: 2
Coding region: 1-3357 (1118 amino acids)
Source: RefSeq, a predicted model, not a curated record
AUGGCCAACGAUCAGCCAAGCAGUAGCAGUCGGAAGUCGAGUGCUACAAUUCAAACCACCAUCCAUGCUGCUAUGGCGAAGAUAAGCAGCAAAGCUAGGAAAAACCCGCUUCUACCCCCAAGACAUGGCAAACCGGCAAGCGCAUCGGAAGUGCCGAGUACGUCCACCGUAUCCACGAACCGUACAGAAGCGUCCGAAUCAAAAGUGUUAAAACCUGUCAGUGAAUUAACCCCCACAAAGCAUCCACGUCAAGAACCGUGCAAUACCGGCAACACAGACGAAACCCAACCGUUGGACAAUGUGUUCGCACGGGAACUCUUUUUCCGGCACACCAACAUCAACCAAGUUGUCGCAAAGAAACUGCCGGCACGAAGUGAACAAACUCGUCAAAAGUAUGCGCCACAGCUGUACCGGCUGUACGUCCACGAACCACAGCAACGCAUCCGGGAGCAUCUACAUGAGAUACGGUUUGACACACGCUUCCACGAAGGUUUGUUGAGUAUGGCGUUGAAGCUGCCGCUCACCAGUGAGCAAGCAUGGAAUACGUACAAAGAGACGCUUGCCAGUGCUGGGAUUCGGCAGCUAUGCUUUGUCGAUAUGACACAAAACAAUCUUGUGCUCGAGCAUCAGACAAAAGUGAUCCGUAAACUGCAGGCCGAGUUUCGAAACUGGUCCGCAAAGCUGAACAAAUUGCCGAGCUAUCUAACCAUGUACCAACGGCAGCGGGAAACGGAUGAUCGUAAAUUUCUAUCUUUGCUAAAGCAUCAUUCCACGCUGAAGGACUGCUGGCCACUUGAACCAUCGUACGUGGUGAGAAAACUGCUGCAGGAACGAUGGCUUCCGAGCGGAAAGCGCACUCUCUUGAUCUGGACCACACUGCGGUUUGAUGAUGAUCAUUUGAACCGGAAGUAUGAGGUGGGAGAGUAUUCGAAAUUUCGGUUCAAUGUAGAAGUUGAUCUGGAAGAAUUGAUGGAUCGAGAAGAAAUCGAUACGCAAGCGAUCGAUUUCCGUUCGGUCGUAGAGGAUGAUGAGCGCUGCGUUACUCCGAUAAAUGGUACCGACGGCUAUCAGUCAUCCAGUGGAGAGAGCGUUCUACAGGAAACUGUAGUGAUGGAAAAUACCGUCAUUGGUACGGAUUCUGUGCUGGAAGCGCCUCCAGCUGAAAAAGAACCUGCCGUACAAGCGGAAGCUAUCCAAGAGACGGAAAGCGUUCCACGGAAUCGUCAUACCUUUGCUGUACCGGUCAAUACUGUAAAAGAGAUCAUUGAAAACAAACAUUCUUCUACGGCAAGAACAUCGCAGCGAACCCAUAGUACGGGCGGUAACGAAGCUGGCUACUCGCUUGAGUAUGUAAAACAUUUCACCAACAUAUACGAAUUUAUUGUCGACAAUUAUUGGGAGCUUAACCGGGAGAAAACCUUCUCCCUCACGCUAGAGCAAGUGAACAAAAAGGUGCGUAAGUUUUACCACAUAUGUAAGGACACAUUCGCACGCCAAGAGCUACCGGACCGGAUACGGUUGCUUACGGCACAGGAACAACGGGAACAAACGGCCAAGGGUCCUCUAGCGUGGGCAAUGGAGCGACUAAAAAACGCGAAAACCGCCCAAUUGAAGAAUGUACCUGAUGUGCAGGAACCAUCGAGUAAUCCAAUACCGUCACCACCCACUCCCAGCUCGCAAAAAUCGAAACCAAGGAAAAAGGAUCCCAUUUUAAGAGCAGCUUGUCCGAUACGAACGGCACAAAUUUCGUACGAGUCGGACACAUCCGUAAUGCUGAUUACUGACACAACAACAGCGCCAGCAUCAUCCGACCAACCGCAGGAAACGGUUGAUGCAUCGUCGAAUGAAGAUGUCCAUCAUUCGAUUGCGUUCGUACCGAUAAUGGAGGACACCAGUAGUCAGCAACCGUCACAACAAGAGCAAGAAAAUACUCCACUAAGUGAAGAGUUCGCACCGACAGCUAGUUCCACCCAGAAUCAGGUACCGAACUACAGACGACGGUCAUCACAGGGUACUGUUACCCAAUCGCAACCUCUUCCCACGCAAGAUCCUUUACGUCUGACCAACAGCACUACAACCGUACCUCCGUUUCAUGCGAUCGUACCGGCAGAAUCUACACGUCUCAUCCAAUCGCAACCUACCAACACACAAGAUCCUUUACAAUUGACCAGCACCACAACAACCAUACAACCUUUCCAAGCGAUCGUACCGGUUGAGGCGGUUCCCAUACAUCCCACCCAAUCACUAUCUCAGCCAAGCUCCAUCAUACCACCGUUCCAGCAGAUCACCUCAACUCCCGAAGUUCCUGCGAUGGCAACAAUUCCUCCUACGUCCAUUUUAACCCUGUCCAGCACUGUCAAACAGGAAGCGGUCAACGAAUUGCCAGCCGACACGUCCUGCUAUGAGGAUGAGGUUGAGUUUGUACCAAUUUCGGAAAAUCCGAUCAUUCUCACCGAUACGCUAUCGAGCGGUAAUGAGUUUACCUUUUCCGAACCCAACAAAUCGAUUGAUGCGAUAAAUGCACGCGUAAUAGACAUAUUGGCCCGGAACGAGCCGACCGAGGAUGAGAACUAUCUAUCCUGCACCGAACCUACCACAUCCACCACCAGCUCGCUGAAGGGUAGACAAUCAGUAAAGGUGGAAGUGGAUGCAGAACCUUCUAUUAGUCCACCCCGGAUCGGACCUUAUAUUAGCUUCGAGGCACCGAGAAGGACGCACCAACGGCAAGCAUUUGCAGCUGCUAUCUCGCUAGGCUCAACCACCGGCACACCGUGCACUGGUCCGGUAAAAAAACACAUGAUAUUUCUUCACCGUUUUCACAUCCAAUCCGUACGCUACUCGGUCAUUCCCACCAGAUGGCCCGACUGUGGUGUGUUUCAAUCGAAUCCACUCACCGUAUACAUUAAUCCAGCGAGUGCCGGUUUAUUUUCGGUUCCGGUGCGUGAUCAGCAAGCGUGCCUACUGCUGCUGGGAAUGUCCACCGGUGGUAAGGGUACGGAAGCAUUACUGGCAGCACUAGCGCACGUGAGAAAGUUUCGCUAUGGAUCGAAAGAAUUGGCGCGCGAAUAUUACCGGCUUUCCAUAACGGAGAAGGUGUUGCAGCAUUUUUUCGAUACCAUUCCACGCUAUCCACAGUGCGGUGGGUUGGUAAUGUUUCCGAGACACAAAUCAAGCCUACCGGCGGAUGGUGAUGAGGUGUGGCUGGAGCAGUUUAACUACUAUGCCCAUUUAAAACCAACCGCUGAGGAAACGAGCGAAGGAUGCGAAACAACAGAUGGGGAAAGUUUAGCGAACUUGCUGAUGCCCGGUAUCGGACGUAGGAUGAAAGAUUUGAAAGAGAAGCUGUUGCCAAUGUGA